AUGGUGCGCACUUCACUCUUUGUGUCGCUCGUGGCGGCGGCCGCCUCUGCUCUCGCGGCAGACGGUCAUAAGCAGGUUGUCAAGACGUUCGUUCCUGGUGCUUAUAUUUUUGAACUUGAGGAUGGCCAUGAUCCUGCUGCUUUUGAACAAUCUGUGGGCAAAGAUGGUACUACCCGAAUGAAGCUCGAUUACGACUUAUUCAAAGGUGUUUCGGUUCAAUUGCAUGACAUUGACAAAGCCGAGGAAAAAGCAGCGAAACUCGCCGCAACACCAGCGGUCAAGGCUGUGUUUCCGGUCCAACUCUAUAAUAUGCCCAACCCUCGGGUCGAGUGGAUUGCUAAGAACACCCCCAAAGCACCGAGCCGUCUCCUCUCCUCAAGGGCCGAUGAUAAAACCGAUGUCUACCCUCCUCACGUCAUGACCCAGGUUGACAAGCUCCGUGCGAAGGGCAUCACCGGCAAGGGUGUCAAAAUUGCCGUUGUUGACACAGGUAUUGAUUAUAAGCAUCCUGCUCUAGGUGGCUGCUUCGGCAAGGGUUGCCUGGUCGCUUUCGGAACAGAUCUUGUCGGUGAUGCCUACACGGGAUUCAAUACUCCGCAACCCGAUGCUGACCCCAUGGACUGCGGCGGCCACGGUUCUCACGUUGCUGGUAUUGUUGCUGCUCAACCCAAUACAUAUGGUUUCACUGGCGCCGCUCCUGGUGCCACCUUGGGUGCUUAUCGAGUAUUCGGCUGUUCUGGCCAGGCUGGAAACGAUGUCCUGAUUGCUGCAUUUAACCAAGCAUAUCAGGACGGCGCCAACAUCAUCACGGCCUCCAUUGGUGGGCCGAGCGGAUGGUCCGAGGAGCCUUGGGCUGAGGCAGUCUCACGUAUCGUCGACAAAGGCGUACCUUGCACUGUAUCCGCCGGAAAUGAAGGAGCAGAGGGUAUUUUCUAUGCUAGCACUGCAGCCAACGGCCGUCGUGUCACAGCCAUCGCCUCUUAUGACAAUGUUCAAACACCAACUCUUUUGUAUCACGCCAAGUACCAGAUCGACACCGGUGCUGAUACCCAGUUUGGCUUUGUUCCUUCUGAACCUGCCAACUGGGAUGGUGUUACCCUUCCUGCUUGGUCCAACAACUUUGACCUUACCGUCCCCAACGAUGGCUGUGAUCCCUUCCCCGCAAACACUCCUGAUCUUAGCAAGUACAUUGUUCUGAUCCGUCGUGGUACUUGCCCAUUUGCCCAAAAGGUCAACAAUGCCGUGGCUAAGGGCGCCAAGAAUGUCAUUGUAUACAACAACGUUGCCGGUGCCUUCCCAAUGGAUCUUACCGGCGUUCCUGCAGGUGCCAUCAACGCCGCCUCCAUGAUUGACGACAAAACCGGCGCCGUAUUCAUCAAUGCUCUCAAGGCAGGCAAGAAGGUGACUCUCAAGAUGAUUAGCGCGCAAAAGACUACUUCGGACGUUGUCACUGUCAACAACACACUUACUGGUGGCGCUCUGAGUUCCUUCACCAGCUGGGGUCCAACUUGGGAAAUGGAUACGAAGCCCCAAUUUGGCGCCGUCGGUGGUAACGUUCUUUCCACCUACCCGCGCGCCUUGGGUAGCUAUGCCGUCCUCUCCGGUACCUCCAUGUCCUGCCCUCAGACUGCGGGUAUAUUGGCUCUCAUCCACGAAGUCCGUGGUACUUAUGACCCUGAGCUCAUCCAAAACCUGCUAUCAGCCAAUGCCAACCCACAACUGUUCAACGAUGGCACCAAAUUUUACGAUUUCUUAGCUCCUGUUCCCCAACAAGGUGGAGGUCUUGUCCAGGCAUAUGAUGCCGCCUAUGCCACUACCAUUCUUUCUCCUUCAAGCUUGUCCUUCAACGACACUGACCACUUUGUCAAGUCUCUCAACUUCAAGCUCAAGAAUACAGACAAGAAGAGAAUUACGUACAAGAUCACUCAUGUUCCUGCCAUCUCUAUGUACGCCUUGGGCGCCAACUCGAUUUAUGUUGACCCGUUCCCCAACGAAGCUAUCAAGGCUAGCGCUACCCUCAAACUUAGUGACACUAGUUUUUCUCUUAACGGCGGACAAUCUCAGACCAUCAAAGUCUCAGCUACCCCUCCUCAGGGCUUGGAUGCUGCCCGACUUGCUCUGUGGUCCGGUUACAUUGUUAUCAAUGGUACUGACGGUACCUCUCUGUCUCUGCCUUACCAAGGUCUCACCGGCUCUCUCCAUAAGUCGACUGUUCUCGCUGCCAAAGACACAUGGAUCUCCAAGUCGACGGACAAACAAUCGCAGCCUGUACCUCCCAACUCGACCUUUUUGAUUCCUGCGCCUGGAAACACUGGUGCCAACGACACCCUUCCCCAACUUACGGUCAGCUUGGCGCUUGGAUCCAGAAAGCUCCGCGCAGACAUCGUACCCAUGACUACUUGCCCUCCCAAGAACCUUACAACCGAGUUCUGGGGUACCAAGACCAUUGGUCAGCCGUACGGUUUCCCCGCUCUCUGGGGCACUCGCGGCCUGAAUAACUUCCCUUGGGAUGGCCGUCUCGAUUCUGGCAACUAUGCUCCUCCCGGCAAGUACAAGUUUGUUGUGCGUGCCCUGAGAAUCUUUGGAGACGAGAAGAAGAAGGAGGAUUGGGAUGUUAGCACGUCGCCAGCCCUCUACAUUAAGUACAAGUAG
Molecule: messenger RNA, 2652 nt
Organism: Pochonia chlamydosporia 170
Lineage: Eukaryota; Fungi; Ascomycota; Sordariomycetes; Hypocreales; Clavicipitaceae
Product: subtilisin
Exons: 3
Coding region: 1-2652 (883 amino acids)
Biological process (GO): proteolysis
Cellular component (GO): cell wall; membrane; cytosol
Molecular function (GO): tripeptidyl-peptidase activity; serine-type endopeptidase activity
Source: RefSeq, a predicted model, not a curated record